UCGGAGGUGUCAUGGCGGCGGCGGACAGCUCCUGGUUCCCAGCUCUAUCUUUGGGAGUUUCUCUCUUCAAAUGUCUGUUUAUCAGCGCAUAUCACUCCACAGACUUCGAGGUGCACAGGAACUGGCUCGCCAUCACUCACAGUCUGCCGCUGGACCGAUGGUACCACGAGAACUCUUCGGAGUGGACCCUGGAUUACCCCCCGCUGUUCGCCUGGUUCGAGCUGGCUCUGUCUCAGGGCGCUCGGCUGCUGCACCCCCCCAUGCUGCUGCUGAGCAACCUGAACUACAGCAGCCCUGAGGCCGUGCUCUACCAGAGACUCACCGUCAUCUGCACCGACCUGCUGUUCCUCUACGCUGUUAGAGAGUGUUGCCGGUGCGUUCAGGAGCAGAAAGGAUCGCGGGACGUUCUGAACCGGCCGUCCUUCGUCCUGGCCGUCCUGCUGCUCUGGAACUUCGGCCUCCUCAUCGUCGACCAUAUUCACUUCCAGUAUAACGGCUUCCUGUUCGGAGUCCUGCUGCUGUCCGUGGCAAAACACAUGCAGUCUCUCCACCUGCAGGGGGCGCUGCUGUUCGCUGUGCUGCUGAACCUGAAGCACAUCUUCCUGUACGUGGCCCCGGCGUACGGAGUCUACCUGCUGAGGAGCUACUGCUUCACCCAGGACAACUCAGACGGUUCUGUUCGAUGGAGGAGUUUCAGUUUUCUCCGCCUGGCGGCGCUGGGCGGCAUCGUGCUGUCCGUCUGCUUCCUGUCGUUCGGACCCUUCAUCCUCAUGGGUCAGCUCCCUCAGGUGUUGUCCCGGCUCUUCCCCUUUAAGAGGGGCCUCUGCCACGCCUACUGGGCCCCGAACGUCUGGGCGCUGUACAACGGACUGGACAAGACCCUGACCCUGCUGGGUGUUCGUCUGCAGCUGCUGCAGGAGGCGGAGCUUCCUAAAGCGUCCAUGACGGGGGGGCUCGUUCAGGAGUUCCAGCACACGGUCCUGCCCUCCGUCACCCCCCCCGUCACCCUGCUGUGCACCGUGCUCUCCAUCCUGCCGGCGCUGGUGUCUCUCUGGCAUCGUCCCCGCAGCGCUCAGAGCUUCCUGCGCUGCCUCCUGCUCUGCAGUCUGGGAUCCUUCCUGUUCGGAUGGCACGUCCAUGAGAAGGCAGUGCUGCUCGCCAUCCUGCCACUCAGCCUCCUGGCUGUGCAGAACAGAGAGGAUGCUGGGAUAUUCCUGCUGCUGUCCACCACGGGUCAUUACUCUCUGUUCCCGCUGCUCUUCACCUGCGCAGAGCUGCCCAUCAAAGUGCUGCUGAUGCUGAUGUUCACCCUGUACUCCUUCAGCGCUCUGAGACACCUGCACAGGGGGCCCCUGCUGCUGCCCCCGGAGACCCUGUACCUGGUGGGGCUGCUCCUCCUCUCUCUCUGCUGUGACGUCCUGUUCCCUCUCUCUCCAUGGGGGGCGAGGCUGCCCUUCCUCCCCCUGCUGGCCACCUCCCUGUACUGCUCGCUGGGCAUCAUUUACUGCUUCCUGCGUCUGUACUGCAGCAUGUUGAGGGGGGCGGAGAGGCCGAAACAGCCCUGAGAGACACAGCUUAGACCCUCCCCCCCGACAAAAACACACACUCUGCCAUUUCCUCUUUCCUCGACCGUGUAUUAUGGACCAAUCACAGUGGACCUGACGACCAGGAGCCAACAUCGUUAGUUUUUACUCCCUAUUUACUCCCCCUCUCUCCCCCUCUCUCCCCGUGCAACCAGCCCUCCUUGGUCUGAUGAACAGAAGAGCCAUUUACACGCUCUCAUUUCAUGUUGUGUGAGGAGGGUUGUGGGAUAUCCCGAGGAAAGCAAAAUGUUUAAACGAGGGUUGACCCGGAAGAUUAUGCGAUCCCUUUCCAGACGCCAAUGUCUGAUGAAACCACAUCGGGACGGAGGGAUAUGGUUACUCAUGCAAACGGCCCUUCUUGUAUACCAUCUCUAUUACUUCAAUGAUGCCGGUACUAGAGACUGAGACUUUGAGAACGUUUCACCGCCAACGGUCUAACAAAAAACCCAAAACGCCAAAACAAAAAAAGUUGUAUAAAGUCUUUCUUAAUUAAAUCUAAAAUUAGCAAGAUUGUGAAUGCAGUCUGGUUCUAACUGAUCAAAUAAUGAAAUUGAGGGAAGGGAUGUAUAUGGGGGACCUGAGGCAGGAGAAUCACAAGCUACUGAUAUCGACUCUACGGAGAAAGAUCUGGUUUUAUAUCCAAAAUAGACCUCCUGUUGUUGGAAGGAUUUACAAGAUAAAGGCUUGUCUUUAAAAACGAAGAUGAUGAAUUGCAGUUUAGGGUCGGGUGCAACCUCUGUAACACAAUGCAUGCUGGGAUACACUCUAGCCUGUAUGGAUUAUCAUUGUUUUGUGGAAACCUGAAUCUAUAAAACAGACAGACCAAAUCACCUGAGAGACGUUAAAGCUUCUUUUUCUACAUUUUCAAUAAAAACUUUGAUUAAUUUA
Messenger RNA from Trematomus bernacchii (emerald rockcod), 2471 nucleotides. It is a transcript of the gene alg8, whose product is annotated as ALG8 alpha-1,3-glucosyltransferase. The record is from RefSeq and is a predicted model, not a curated record. Gene Ontology annotation, molecular function: dolichyl pyrophosphate Glc1Man9GlcNAc2 alpha-1,3-glucosyltransferase activity. Gene Ontology annotation, cellular component: endoplasmic reticulum membrane. Bases 12 to 1565 code for a protein of 517 amino acids. Gene Ontology annotation, biological process: protein N-linked glycosylation. Lineage: Eukaryota; Metazoa; Chordata; Actinopteri; Perciformes; Nototheniidae. The transcript is spliced from 13 exons.